GGUGUUCACAAGUUGUCGAGACAUCGUGUUGUGCACCUGAGUGACAUCCGCAUUCUAUCACCGACCAUGUUAAAACUAGGCUCUCCGGAGUUGGAAAAGUUAAUCAUCGGUCAGCAGGAUAGUUUAGUGACGAAUCUACCAACACCUACGCAGAUUCUGUUUCCAAAGGCAGUGACCGAGGCCCAAGAAUUGUACGCUCGAGGUUUCAUCGACGCUCUGAACGAGUUGCAUCAUUCGGACAGCUCGCAGGAACCUGGUAGCAUUUAUGGAGCUACGUAUACGACGUUAGAACCACCUAACAGCGUGCAGAGUACAGAAUCUUCGGUGAGUCAAGGUCUGCUACAGAUCAAAGAUGAGCCUCAAACGGUACCUAGCGUGUCCAGUUCACCCCCGAUGUCUCCUAUCGAUAUGGAGAAUCAGGAAAGAAUCAAGCUGGAGAGGAAACGUCAGAGGAACCGCGUGGCUGCGUCUAAAUGCCGCAGGCGCAAGCUCGAGCGCAUCUCCAGGCUGGAGGACAAGGUUAAGCUGUUGAAGGGCGAGAACAGUGAAUUGAGCGCGGUGGUGCAUAGGCUGAAAGAGCACGUGUGCCGGUUGAAGGAGCAGGUGAUGGACCACGUGCACUCUGGCUGCCAGAUUAUGGCGGUCUCGGGUCAAUUCUGAGCCGAUUAUAUCGGACGGGACUCUCCGACGUGUAUUGUUUCGUCUGACGGUGGCUCUUGCUACUUUUACAAACGUGGCAAUGUUGUUCCCCUUUGUUGGAGUCGGAAGCUUCUACCAUGGAACAUCGAUGUCGUCGUUGAUAUUUGUUUACAUUUGACUACGAUCUCUCGUUUGCUUUGUUGUUUUCGGGAAAAGGGGACACGGUGAUGAUCGUGCGCGACGGCGUGAGAAGAGCUAAGCAAGACGAAGAAAAAGAAGAAGAAGGGAGUGCCUUGGUGUGCUGGGCGUGAAAUAGAGACUCUUUUCUUAAAAAAAAAAAAAAAAAGGAGAGCGGAACAAAAAGAAUAAGGAGAUAAUAAUCACCCCUAUACGCGUGUCUCUUCUUUGUGUGUGCCUGUUUUUCAUGCAUACAUGUGCACGAGAAAUGCAUUACGUGCAUGUGUAUAGGAGAAUGGUGCGGAGGGGAAAGACGGAUGAAGAAAGAGAGAGAUAAACAGCUUCGAGAAGUACGCCGAUGGGAAGCAGAAGUGGGGAGUGAAGAGGGAAGGAAAGGAUGGAGAAAAAGGAGAGUGGGUGGGACUUCGCGGAGAAGAGUGGGACCUUGCAAUGCGGCCAUUUUGGAGAACUUGGCGAGUACUGGCGGGAGAUUCGAAUCUCUCAACUGUUCUUUCUAAAAAUUUACCGAUCGUAUUAUGUACAUUCGUCCGGGGGAAAACGAUCAAAUCGACGGUAAUAAUCGAUCGAAGAUCUUUCGAGAUUCUCAUUUGUCGGGUGCUUUUCACGCUCAUUCAUCAUCUUCCUAUCGAUUUUUUAACGUUGUACCAUCCUCGGGUUUUCCCCCUGUCGGAGGAUAAUAAUACUUCUUUGCAUUCUUUGUAAUCAAUCCACGGGACAUUUUUCUUUUUGCGAUCGCCUCCGUCCUUUUUCUUCUUCUUUUUUCGUUUUGCAAUGAAUGCGUGAAAAUCUGGUGAGCUAAUAUCGGCGUUACAUUAUUCAAUACAGAUGGUAAAGGUCCAAGUUGCGGCCUUUUCACCUAAGGUGCCCGUCGCUGACAUCCGUUUAACGUAAGGUUACGUUUCAACUGGCUCACGUUGUUCUCGCGAUUCACGGCAUCGUAGACACUCUAGUAUCCUUGUAGAACGUUUGCUUUAUCAUCGAAAACUUCGCACCAUUGAUGCCGAAUUAGGGGCUUUGUCUCCGUGUCAAUCGAAAGUUCAUAGCUCUGGGGACGAACCGUGCACAUUGGAACACACUCACCGACGCUUGGAAAAGUGCGAUCGAUCGCCUAUUCGUCUUACCUGCUCGUUUCUGUUUUACUCAUUAACCCUUUGCCCUAUAAUUUAAGUCCCAACAGCGCGUGCCGUAACCAUCGGCAGGGUCGCGCCAUUUCACGGUCUGGCUGAGCGUUCGAAGUUGUGCAAGGUACAACUAAUUUUAUGUUGCCAGAUGUUUGAUAAAUAAUUAUUACCGAUUGAUAAUUGGACAAGAUUUUUAAGGGUAUCUUGCUAAUAUUUUUCAAGAAAAUAUAUUUGUACGUCCGAAUGCGGCCAAGAAAAAAAAAAUGUUUGUCGCAUGUACUACGAGUCUAACUCGACGUUGUAGGUUAAAGGGCUAAACGCGGUGAUUUCAACGCCAACAAUUGGUUCCAGGCGCUACUCUAUUUUAUACAGCCUUUAGAAACAAUGGUGGUACUUGGUCACAAAGCGAGAUUGAACGGCCGUUCCCGGCCACAAGGUCGAUCGCAGUCGAAAAGAUGAAAUUAUCGAAGAAUUCCAUAAGCUCGCAUUUAAUGAAAAAGAGAAAGAAAGAAAUAUGAACUCGAUGUAGCUCGAGACAUCUCUCUACAGCAUCUUCGAACGACAAAAGUUCGUCGAUUCCCGUGAAUACGCACCAGAAACGAUUAACAUUACUAGAAAGCUCUUGUUUCUUAAUCUCUCGCCUCUUGUUAGACGUAUUCGACACAUUUGCCCCUUCCAAAAGAUGAGUUUUUCUUAGUCUUCUUGCAUUUUAUUUUCUCAGAUGUUACACUGCGCGUGAACACGUGUGUAAUAACGGCUUUUCGUCUUUUAUAAUACACCUUACGAGUUCUUCAAACAAACCGCGCUUUUUAUUAUCAUUCGAAUAAGAGAAAGAGGAAAAAAUUAUACUGCGUCGAAGGCUGGACGUAGGUUCUGUUAUCACGAAGCGAUAAUUCGCGACCGCAACGAUUGCCACGAAAUGCCGGGCCACGCGAGAAUUCCCUAGAUUCUCGAUAAAUCAGGCGAAAACUGUUGACAAAAAGAAAGAAAGAAAGAGGAAAAAGAAAGCGAUUUCUUCGGAAGAUUUCGUGGUGACGAUAAAUCCUUACUAUACAAUAGCACACGCAUUCGUACUAUUUACAGUCUGUUCUAGAGGUGCACACGCGCAGAACAUCACGUGUAGUGAGUCAUUGUUGUGUUGACAGUUGAAGCAAAUCGUGUCGCCGUCCGCAUCCGAAACCGAGACGGACAAACACAAGUUUCAACUGUGUGCGACGCAUUAGCCACCACUGCACGGAACACACGCACUUUUUGCGUCCCAGCCUCGACUUGAUUAUGUAACGAUGAGUAAAAAACCAGGCACACUAGAAAGGAGUGCUCGGAUAGAAAACGCGUUAGCGACGCAUUGACCCUUUAACCUACAACAUCGAGUUAGACUCGUGGUACGUCCUUCGAGAUAAACAUAAAAAACACGAAUUAUACUCGUAGUACGUUCUUCGGGCCAAACAUAAGGAACACGAGUAUAUAGUAACAUAAAAUUAGUUGUACCUUGCACAACUUGGAACGCUCAGCCAGACCGUGAAGUCAGCGCGACUGUUGGAACUUAAAUCGUAGGGCAAGGGGUUAACAUUAGAACUACCGAACUCAUUAAAAUAAAAUGAACUUCGUAUUAUUUGUACAAUUAAGGUAAAGUUACCUUAUCUGACAAAAUUAAUAUCGGUUGUCAUUGAGACAGAAUAUAUAAUUAUAUUUAUUUUUUUAUUCUACCGUUUGAAUUCUAAUUACUUUUUAAUGAUUAGUAGUUCUAUCGUUAAAGGCAUUCGUUUCUCGCCUAUCGAUACGAUUCAGCCACGUGCUUUUCGUUGAAAAAUUCGCUCGAAUUUCCUUUCGCUUCUGUGUACGUGGCGCAAUCGUGUCCACGAUACUCUCCGUGAAAAAGCUCUGAAUCUUUCUCUCUGUUUCAUUUAUUUUCCCGUAGCUUUAAGCCGAUACUGCGUGUUCCCCCUCGGUUUCAAAGACAUUGAUACUUUCGUCACUGCUCGCGUGAUUUCACUAUAUUUUUUGCAUCAUCCUAUAUCAAGCCAUGUAAUAUCGGAAAUUCUUGAUUUCUCAGUUUAACGUAACAUAACGAUUCCAAGGGUCAAACAGAAUCGAGUAUAUGCGAUAGAAGUGACGAGAGUAUCAAAUUUUGUGUCUAUGGAACUGUCGUUUCGUCAUAUGUGCAUCUAGUCUUGUCCAGUAUGCCCUCGUAACUUAUCGUACGCUGCGUGAUACACUCGCAGAUUCGUAUAAAACACGAGCAACAGACACAUGUAACACGUUCGUAGGUUUCGAUUGUGUUACCACGUGCGACGACGACUUGCAUUUAGAAGAAACGCGCUUGGGAAGAAGUUUCUUUUUUAUUACUGUACGUCAGUUGGAUAUUGAAAAGUUAGACUUGCAUCUUUCCUUCUUUCUUUCUUUCUUUUUUAUUUUUCGAAUCGAAGAAGCAAGUGGUAACAGAAUCGUACGGCGUUACCGUUGUGCCAUUACGCAAGGAAUCGCUGUAAAGAAGUUUUCUCCCGGAGUGUCGCAACACUUUUGCGAAUAGUACAAGGAUGAUCAUGAUUGAUGAGUUACGGAGAUUUUUGAACGGCUUUUCGAGCAAUAUAAUCGAGCAAUCGUGCGUUGAUUCGUUCUUUAUACGAGGAAGCGUAUUCUGUUAAGUUUUUGUGCUAACUCUUUAUGUAUUAUUGUUUAUAUUUUGCAUUGCGCAGAAUUUCGGAAAUUUGAAAAAUUGAAACAUCUGGACGUAUUGAAAUUUGGAGAUUCAGAGAUUUGAACGUUCAGAUAUUUAGAAAUUCAAUUCUUAGGUUAUUGAUGACUUUCACGUUGUAUCUUGAUAGCGUAACUUUUAUGAAUUUGUUUGGUGAUCAGUAUAGUGAAAGAUAUAGAAAUGAUUAAAAAAGGAGAAGAAGAAACGUGUUGUGAUUCUCCGUGGUUGCGAGCUCGUUUAAUUACGAGACGUAGGCUUAAUCGUAGUGUAAAGGACGAACUCGAAGCGAUUCGUCGUUGGGAGAUUGCAAUUCGAUGAAAGAACAGAAAUUUAUCCGAUAUUUUUAGAUACACGUACAUUGUAAUAAUAAUAAUAUAUAUAUAUAUAUACAUAUAUAUAUAUAUACACGUGGGAUAAUUGGAGCAAUCGAUUCAAACGAAGGGAAGGAACUAUUCAUUCAUUGUAGAUAAUCAUUGUUUUAAUUUCAAUUUCAAACAUAUCUUUCGUACGACUAAUUAUUUUUUAAAUCAUUCAUUUGUGACCUUUCUUUCUUCUUCUUCUUCUUUUUCUUCUUUUUUUUUUUUUUUUUUUAUAAAUCGAAGAAAAUUCCAAAAGAGCUUGUGUGCGCCGAUACUUUUCGCACUUUUCUUCCCCUCCUUUGACGCGCGACAUUCGGCACAUAACUUGACAAUUUUUUUAACGCAUAUUAUAUUUAUUUCUCUCUUAAAAUAUAUUAGAAUAAGCGUGCUCUGUUUUCUCUUCGCUUGAAAAUCUCGUUCGUUUCUUUCUUUUUUUCCUUUUCGAUUUAUUUCACGAGAGAUCAGCCUCGCUCUGAAAACUCUCGGCGUUCUUUCCUCAAUUAAAAAAAAUGAUCUUUCUCAUUAAGGACACAAGGAGAACGCAAGAUGGUAAAGGCGAAUGUUUAGAAGCCUUCGUUUCUAUCCUCUUUUUCUUUCUUUCACCAGCCAUGCAAUUAAAAUUAGUCGGCCAUCACUUACGGCGUGCCUUUUUCUCCAAGUGAUUUAUAAAUAGAGGAAGAGAAACAAAAAGGAGGACAUAAUUAUGACAACGACCAUCAAGGAUUCCAAAGAUACUUUUUAUCACGCGAUGUUUUCAUUCUUUCUUCGCGUACACAAUUUCUUCUAUUACUUUCUCUUCGCAUAUGAAAAAUGUGAAUCGGAUAAAAAAAAAAAAAAAAAUCAUGUGAUACGUAAGACGAUCUGAAAGGUAUAUGAUAUUUGUCUUGUUAGAAAUUUUCGAUCUGUUUUAGCAUGGCCAAACAGAGAAUAAAGGGACAAUUGGUACGAUGGAACUCUUCGUAGUGAGAUAAAGAGGAAAAGAAAAGAAAAAAGAAAUGUUUGGAAACUGAAUAACGUUAGUUAAUGAGAUAAUGUCGGAAUCUUUUUAGAAGUUUAAAGAGUAUAGGCGAGCGGAGAAAAAAGCGGUGUCACAAAGAAAAACGUAUGAAAGUAAAGAUGAAACAACCACAAUGUGAUUUAGUAUGUAAGCGAGAAUAACCCCGUUAAAGAAGAGUGUGUGUGUGUGUGUGUAUAUAUAUACAUAUAAAGACGAUGAUUGUUAUAUGUGUAUAUAUAUAUAUAUGCGUGAUAUAUAAAUAAAUAAAUAUAGUAUAUAGUACGGUGAUGACGACGCGAAGAUGAAAAAGCACCGCAUAUAUAGAGUUAUGUAUAACCCUAUACAUGAGAGUAAAUAUUGCUAUUGUAAUAUGUAAUAAUUAUUAUAAAGAUAUAUAUACGUAUAUAUGUAUAAAUAUAUAGACGUAUCUGUAUAUAUUUAUACAUAUAUAUCGGCGCGCAUACGUAUAUGUUACAUAUAUUGUCUACCGAUCGAGAAAGCGGAGAAACCUUUUUUUACAAAUAAUUUUAUUUUUGAAUGAAAUACGACGAAAAAGAAUAAAAUUUCAUUAUAUUAAAACGUAA
Molecule: messenger RNA, 6593 nt
Organism: Bombus pyrosoma
Lineage: Eukaryota; Metazoa; Arthropoda; Insecta; Hymenoptera; Apidae
Gene: Jra
Product: transcription factor AP-1
Exons: 1
Coding region: 67-660 (197 amino acids)
Biological process (GO): regulation of cell population proliferation; regulation of cell cycle; regulation of transcription by RNA polymerase II
Cellular component (GO): transcription regulator complex
Molecular function (GO): transcription factor binding; RNA polymerase II cis-regulatory region sequence-specific DNA binding; DNA-binding transcription factor activity, RNA polymerase II-specific
Source: RefSeq, a predicted model, not a curated record